GCAUUACACAUUACUAGGCGCUUUGAGCCGGAACGGAACGGAGCCAGCCGAAUAAGAACAACAAAAACAAACAUAAAAUAAUGUUUCUUAAAACUUGUCUGCUGCUGUUAGUGUGCGGCGUCGCUGCGCUGUCCGCCCACAGCUACGAUGGCUACAAGAUCUACGACGUCUACGCGCGCAACAACUUUGAGAAGCAGCUGCUGCUGCGUCUGGCCAGCAAUGAGGAUUAUGAUUUCUUCGAUAUGCCACGUGCCUUGGAUGCGGCUACACGUGUUAUGUUGCAGCCAAAUGAUCAGCCCACGUUUGAGCAGCUGCUGCAACGUUUCGGUGUCAACUUUAUGGUGAUCGAUGAGAAUUUGGGCCAAACGCUGCAGAAGGAGCAACUGGACAACCAGAACCAGCGUCUGAUGGCUCAGCGGGAUGCGACGCGCAGCAUCAGCUUCACUGCCUUCCAUCGCCAUGCCGAAAUCAAUGCUUACUUGGAUGAGCUGGCCAAGGCCUAUCCCAGCCGCGUCACUGUCCAAUCGGCCGGCAAAUCAUAUGAGAAUCGCGACCUGAAGACCAUCACCAUCAGCAAUGGCGAUGGCAAGAGCGGCAAGAAUGUGAUCUUCCUGGAUGCUGGUAUACAUGCGCGCGAAUGGAUUGCGCCCGCUGGUGCGCUGUAUGUCAUCUAUCAGCUGGUGGAGAACUUUGCGGCCAACGCUGAUCUGCUGAAGAACUACGAUUGGGUCAUUCUGCCCGUGGUCAAUCCCGAUGGCUAUGAAUACACCCACACCAGCUCCCGCAUGUGGCGCAAGACCCGCAAGCCAGUUGGCUCCUCUUGCUAUGGCACCGACGGCAAUCGCAACUUCGACUUCCAUUGGGGUGAGGUGGGCGCGUCCAGCUUCUCGUGCGCCGACACAUACAAGGGCACGACUGCCUUCUCCGAGCCAGAGACGCAAAUCGUACGCGAUUUGCUGCUCAACCUCACGGGCCGUGGCAAAUUCUAUCUGACGCUGCAUUCGUAUGGCAACUACUUGCUCUAUCCAUGGGGCUGGACAUCUGAUCUGCCCAGUGACUGGCGCGCACAUGAUGAUGUGGCUCAAGCUGGCGCCGCUGCCAUUCAAAAGUCCACGGGCACCAAAUACACAGUGGGCAGCUCGACGAAUGUGCUCUAUGCCGCCGCCGGUGGCAGCGAUGAUUAUGCCUUCGGCGUGGCCAAGUUCCCUGUUUCCGUGACCAUGGAACUGCCCGCUGGCGGAUCUGGCUUCAAUCCCAGCACAGCACAGAUACUGCCCUUCGUGACCGAGACCUGGACGGGCAUUCGUGCCAUGGCCGAGAAGGUAAUUCAGAAGUAUUAAGAGCCCAAAUGCAGCAAAUAAAGCCAGCUAUGUUUAAUAUCUGACAAAUA
Molecule: messenger RNA, 1390 nt
Organism: Drosophila hydei
Lineage: Eukaryota; Metazoa; Arthropoda; Insecta; Diptera; Drosophilidae
Product: carboxypeptidase B
Exons: 3
Coding region: 81-1340 (419 amino acids)
Biological process (GO): proteolysis
Molecular function (GO): metallocarboxypeptidase activity; zinc ion binding
Source: RefSeq, a predicted model, not a curated record